UUACCUACACGUCACCAGGAAGUGUUGCUUACGUGUACGUCCGAAAUGAUCAGGCAGGACUUAAACGAGGAUGACGUCCCUAUGUUCGAUGAAGACGAUGCAGACACAAAAGAAAGAAGGUCAAAGAUCAAGCACCCGCUGGCCUCUUUUUUCCACCUGUUCUUCCGAGCGAGCGCCAUCCUGGUCUACCUGCUAUGCGAGCUCCUGAGCAGCAGCUUCAUCGCCUGCAUGGUCACCAUCAUCUUCCUCCUCUCCUGCGACUUCUGGACCGUGAAGAAUGUCACAGGCAGGCUGCUGGUGGGGCUGAGAUGGUGGAACCAGGUGGAUGAUGAUGGGAAGAGCCACUGGGUGUUUGAGUCGCGGAAGCAGGGGGCCGGGAGGAAAGUCCCCUCCAGCUCAGAGUCCAGGAUAUUCUGGCUGGGGCUGACCGUGUGCCCCAUCGUCUGGGUGUUCUUCAUCUUCAGCACAAUCUUCUCGUUCAAGAUCAAGUGGCUGGCAGUGGUGAUCAUGGGCGUGGUCCUGCAAUGGGCCAACCUGUAUGGCUACGUCCGCUGCAAAGUGGGCGGGGGGACCAACCUGAAGAGCAUGGACACCAGCUACUUUGGCCGUCAGCUCUUUAAGCAGGCAAUGGCUAAAGAAGAAUUCUAG
This is a messenger RNA of Megalops cyprinoides (Indo-Pacific tarpon), 648 nucleotides long. RefSeq names its product Golgi apparatus membrane protein TVP23 homolog B-like. Gene Ontology annotation, cellular component: Golgi membrane. The record is from RefSeq and is a predicted model, not a curated record. Gene Ontology annotation, biological process: protein secretion; vesicle-mediated transport. Bases 46 to 648 code for a protein of 200 amino acids. NCBI's taxonomy places the organism in Eukaryota, Metazoa, Chordata, Actinopteri, Elopiformes, Megalopidae. The transcript has 7 exons.